Molecule: messenger RNA, 1092 nt
Organism: Spirodela intermedia
Lineage: Eukaryota; Viridiplantae; Streptophyta; Magnoliopsida; Alismatales; Araceae
Source: the annotation of a GenBank genome assembly
AUGGAGACGGGGGCGUUGGUAUGCACGGCGGCGUUGAUCGGGCUGGGGCUGUACUGGUUUGUGUGGGUUAUGGGAUCGGCGGAGCAGAAGGGGAAGCGAGCGGUGGAGCUGAAGAUGGGAUCCAUCUCCCGUGACAAGGUCCAGGACAAGUACAAGCAGUACUGGUCCUUCUUCCGUCGUCCCAACGAGAUCAGCGAAUCCGCCGAGAAGGAGAAGGUCCCCGCGUUCGUGGACACCUUCUACAACCUCGUCACAGAUAUCUACGAAUGGGGGUGGGGGCAAUCCUUCCACUUCUCCCCCUCCCUCGCCGGGCGCUCCCACCUGGAGGCCACCCGUAUUCACGAGGAGCGCGCCUCCGACCUCAUCGGCGCCCGCCCCGGCCACCGCAUCCUCGACGUCGGCUGCGGCGUCGGGGGUCCGAUGCGCGCCAUCGCCGCGCACUCCCGCUCCAAUGUCGUCGGCAUCACCAUCAACGAGUACCAGGUCAGCCGCGCCCGCGCGCACAACUGCAAGGCUGGCCUGGACUCCCUCUGCGAGGUCGUCUGCGGCAACUUCCUCCAGAUGCCGUUCCCGGACUCCAGCUUCGACGGCGCCUACUCGAUCGAGGCCACCUGCCACGCCCCGAAGCUGGAGGACGUCUACGGCGAGAUCUACCGGGUGCUCAAGCCCGGGGGGCUCUACGUCUCCUAUGAGUGGGUCACGACGCCGCUCUACCGGCCGGAGGAUCCGGAGCAGGUGGAGGUCAUUCAGGGGAUCGAGCGAGGGGACGCCCUCCCCGGUCUGCGGCGGCAGGACGAGAUUGCUCAGAUCGCGAAGAAGGUGGGCUUCGAGGUGGUGCGGGAGGAAGAUCUGGCGCGGCCCCCGGCGGGGCCCUGGUGGGCGCGCCUGAAGAUGGGGCGCCUCGCGUACUGGCGCAACCACUUGGUUAUCAAGGCCCUCUCAUUCCUCGGGAUCGCGCCCAAGGGGGUGGCCGACGUUCACGAGAUGCUCUUCCUCACCGCCGCCCACCUCAGCCGCGGCGGCGAGACCGGCAUCUUCACCCCGAUGCACAUGAUACUCUGCCGGAAGCCUCUCGACAACGCCGCCGCCUAA